Molecule: messenger RNA, 1918 nt
Organism: Maylandia zebra (zebra mbuna)
Lineage: Eukaryota; Metazoa; Chordata; Actinopteri; Cichliformes; Cichlidae
Gene: cited4b
Product: Cbp/p300-interacting transactivator, with Glu/Asp-rich carboxy-terminal domain, 4b
Biological process (GO): regulation of DNA-templated transcription
Cellular component (GO): nucleus
Molecular function (GO): transcription coactivator activity
Source: RefSeq, a predicted model, not a curated record
CGAGGCUCCACCUCUCCCCGACUGCCUUCCUCUGAGCUUUUUAGAUGUACAUAAUCCCUGAGUUGACCCAGAAAAUAGGCAGUCGUUUCAAGAUCUGAUGCGGCAGUCUUUGUGCACACCGUCCCCGCUUGAGCAUGAAGCGUAACUCUGUGGAAUACACGCUGUAAUUCAGAGGAGCUACGAUUACAAGAGGAAAACUGUUCAAAAAGCCGGAGCUGAAGAAAAGUCGCGCAACUUUGUGGAAACGUAGUGAAUGCGGACAGGAGGCAUGGCAGAUCAUCUGAUGAUGCCCAUGAAUCACAACUCAGCGGGUGCCAGUCUCCACGGUUACAGGAUGGGUAUGAAUAGCGGCCUACAGGCAGGACCCCAGCAGCAUGCCAACCAGCAGGGCAUGAGGGUGCUGCCCAGUGGCCAGAUGAUGCACUAUGGUGGCACUCAGGCCAACAUGGAGACCGCCAUGAGGCAGCGACAGGGCAUGGUGGCUGGACCCAUGAAUGGACAGCUGAAUGGGGCCCAGAUGGGUCACCAUCAAAUGACCUCUGGUCACAUGAUGUAUAAUGGCCAGCCCCAGCAGCAACAACAACAACAUCAUCCGCAACAGCAGCACCACAUGCAUCCGCAACAGCACCAACAGCAGGCCCAGCAUAUGCAGCAGCAACAGCAACAACAGUUCAUGAAUGGAGGAUUAACUUCUCAGCAGCUAAUGGCCAGCAUGCAACUGCAGAAACUCAACACCCAGUACCAUGGACAUCCGCUGGGUCCUAUGGGUGGGAACCACAUGGGGCCCACAGCCCAGUACCGCAUGAGCCCAGCUCAGCUGGCUAACAUGCAGCACAUGGCUAGCCCGGCACUAGCCUUGAAUGGCAUGGAUGCGGAUAUGAUUGACGAAGAUGUCCUGACUUCACUGGUCAUGGAGCUGGGCUUGGACCGAGUCCAGGAGCUGCCAGAACUCUUCCUGGGCCAGAAUGAAUUUGAUUUCAUCUCGGACUUUGUCAGCAAACAGCAGCCAAGCACUGUUAGUUGCUGAGAGGACCUUAUUUGCAGUUGCGCAAAAAUGGAGACAGAAGAGUGAGAAUUGUUCAGAACAGACGAAGCGCGUUCAUUUCCUCACUUUUUAUUUUGUGAGCACCUCUCCGUACGACUAUACCACAAUGCUGUGCAGGGUGCACAAAGGAGAACUCUGGGUAUUUGCGUUGAAUGCACAGGGCAUGCGUCUUGUGCACUUGUGGCCAGAGGGUGGAUGGCUUUAGGGCCCACUUCUCCUAUUUCCUGGACAUGAAUGUAAUAAAGAAAUGCUGAAGUUCUUAAAAGCCACUCUGAACAAUGCUAUGACACUAUGUAGCCUCCCAAGCCUGGACUCCAAGACAGUUUACCAGUUUAAAAAGUGUAUUUAUUUAUUCCUAUCUGAGAAACCUGAUAUAAAGAACAACCAGCUUCUCCAUUUUGGGAUUGAAGUGGUUUAAUGGUCUUUUUCUGAACGUAGGUUGGGGGCGGAAAAUAAAAUUAGUUUUCUGCAAUUUUUAUUUUUUUCCCAACUCUAUGUGGCAUAGUCUUGAAAUAAGCUCUGAUGCCAGUGUCAUCUAAAAGAGCAUGGGUUUUUAUUUUUUAAAUUACAGAAGUAAAGUGUUGUUUCAUUACAAUGGGAGUUUCAUCCAAACUUAAAAAUGGUUCACUUUUCAUGAAGUGCUGCCUUUUUUAGAUGUGAUGUUCUGAAAAAUCUACUGCUUGUACUGUAUGAAGCUGUAUAACUCCAACAUGUCCACACUGUUGUGUUCUAUUGGAGAUGUAGAACCGCCUUAAUCACGCAGAUUCUUAUUUAUUGGUUGUUUAUAUUGUCCCCUUUUUGUGGUCGAGAUGGGGGGGUGGGAUGGUCUUUGUGAAAGGGGUUUCAAGGAUCAAUAAAAAUGGCCUGGAUAGA